Molecule: messenger RNA, 1500 nt
Organism: Anopheles merus
Lineage: Eukaryota; Metazoa; Arthropoda; Insecta; Diptera; Culicidae
Exons: 2
Coding region: 76-1416 (446 amino acids)
Molecular function (GO): catalytic activity
Source: RefSeq, a predicted model, not a curated record
GUUUAUGGUAAUAAACGUACUUUUAUCACGGGCGUAGUGUACAUUCCUCCAGAUUUAGUAAACAACUCUACUACCAUGCAAACUAUCUGCUCCACCAUAGAUAAUAUUGCUUGUGCAACCACCGAUACGUUUCUCCUAUUCGGGGACUUUAACUUCCCCAAUCUUUCCUGGAACACCGAUGAUUCUAAUGUUCCUGCACUUCGAAUCAAUUAUGAGAACUCACGUAUUACGGAUAACUGUCGCUCUUUGCUUGACUGCAUCUACAGUAAUGGACUUUCUCAGAUCAACUUUAUACCUAAUGCAUCGAAUAACAUUCUCGAUCUCAUAAUUGUCUCUGACGAGAUCCUACAUUAUUGUGCCCCACCGGUGGUGUCACCUUUCCCUAUGGUUGCCGUUGAUGUUCAUCAUCCUCCUGUUGAACUACACUUAACUGGUGCUGGCAAUACAGCUCGUUCCUGGCGUUCUACCUCACCAAACCGUGAGUCCGGCACACGUAACUACAGGCGAACUAACUUUAUCCGUCUAGCUGAAUUGCUUCAAUCUACUGACUGGUCUUUCCUGGAAGGUAAUCCGGAUGUUAACUCAGCAUUGGAACUAUUUAACACAACACUACUGGCGCUUAUAUCUGAUUGCUGUCCUCUAAUGCCACCGCGUCGCAGUCCACCAUGGUCUGAUGCACGUUUACGCCGUCUAAAGCAAAACAAAGCGUCAUGCUUUCGCUUUUACAGUACAAAUGGUACACAACACUCCAAAUUAAGGUUCAUUGCUGCCCAGAAUGUAUAUAGAAGCUAUAACAGACAACUUCAUACUCGUUAUCUCAUUCGAGUGAAAUUCUCGCUCAUCAGACACCCAACACGAUUCUGGAGGUAUGUUGAAUCAAAACGCGGUAACAGCUCGCUCCCCGAUGUUCUCACAUAUAACAACGUCUCCACAAGCAGUAAGGAAGGCAUGUGCAACUUAUUUGCUGAUCGUUUCAAGGACUGCUUUACUACGGAUGAUGCAAGCUUAUCAUUAGAAGCAGCUUUAAAUAAUGUGCCCCGUGAUGUUGUUGACAUUGACGUACGCGAUAUUAUUAUCUCGGUAGAUACUGUACUACGUGCUCUGCAGCAGGUCAAAACCUCAUACAACCCUGGACCCGAUGGUAUUCCUACGGCAAUCCUUGCCAAAUGCCGCGAAUUUUUAGCAGAGCCUCUGUCUCAAAUCUACCAACUCUCUUUUGCACAAAGUACUGUACCCACGGCCUGGAAAUCCUCUGUGAUGUUUCCGGUGUACAAAAAAGGGGAUAAAAACUCUGCUGAGAACUACCGCGCAUGGUUUCUUUCCUCGACGCAGUGUUACCACAAACCUGGUGGAAUUCGUCUCCAACUGCCAUGCAGCCUUUACUUCCGGAGCUCAGAUGGAUGCAGUAUACACUGAUCUUAAGGCUGCGUUUGAUCGUGUGAACCAUCGCUUGCUGUUGGCUAAGCUCGCCCGGAUCGGUCUCUCUACUCCGCUGGUGAA